Molecule: messenger RNA, 1466 nt
Organism: Cololabis saira (Pacific saury)
Lineage: Eukaryota; Metazoa; Chordata; Actinopteri; Beloniformes; Belonidae
Gene: cln5
Product: CLN5 intracellular trafficking protein
Exons: 4
Coding region: 155-1177 (340 amino acids)
Biological process (GO): lysosome organization
Cellular component (GO): lysosome; lysosomal membrane
Molecular function (GO): hydrolase activity, acting on glycosyl bonds
Source: RefSeq, a predicted model, not a curated record
UGUUUAUCUCGUGGUCUGAGUUUACCACGUGACUCCGUAUUAUCAACAAACCCACGUGACCGAGGGCGGUGACGUCACCCGCCAGCGGAGGGACCCGGAAGUGAGUCGGACCCGCGCAUGUCGGUACCUGGUUCUGCGGGUCUGCUCGUCCCAGAUGGAGGUGUCUACUGUAUUCCUGCUGCUGCUGCUGCUGCAGGUCCAGGUGGCCCAGGUGUUCGCGGGGGUCAGAGGUCACGCAGGGCAGGAGUGGCCCGUACCUUACAGGCGCUUCGAUCGCCGGCCGGAUGUGGACUCGUUCUGUGAAGCCCGGUACCCGUUCUGUCCCACCGGGGACCGGGACGGACGGAUCCCCUACAUGAGGGACAGUGACGUCAUCUCGGUGUUCAGGAUGCAGACGCCGGUGUGGGAGUUCAAGUACGGAGACCUGCUGGGGAAACUGCACAUCAUGCACGACGCCGUUGGCUUCCACAGCGCGGAGAUGCGGGCCAACUACACCAUGGAGUGGUACGAGCUGUUCCAGCUGGGGAACUGCACCUUCCCCCACCUGAGGGCCGACGUGGCCGCCCCCACCUGGUGCAACCAGGGCGCCGCCUGCUUCUUCCAGGGCAUCGACGACCAGCACUGGCUGCAGAACGGCACGCUGGAGCAGAUCGGCCAGAUCUCCGGGAACCAGUUCAACGACUUGGCCCGGUGGGUUCAGGACGACAACGAGACGGGGAUCUACUACGAGACGUGGACGGUGCUCUCGGACCCGGGCCCCAACGCCACCGUGUGGUUCGAGUCCUACGACUGCUCCCAGUUCGUCCACCGGACCUACAGGAAGCUGGCGGAGCUGGGGGCCAAGCUGUCCAGCCGGAGCCAGACCAACUACACCAAGAUCUACCUGUACAGCGGCGAGCCCGCCUUCCUGGGCAACGACAGCGCCAUCUUCGGCCAGCCGGCGCUGGAGAACCUGGCCCUGGACAUCCGCAAGUUCUACUACACGUUCCGGCCGCGCCAGUCCUUCGGGGAGCUGGCCGUGAGCCUGCUGGAGGCGUUUAAGGACGUGGUGCUGGGCCGGAGCUUCUACCUGUACUACAACUUCCAGUACUGGCACCUGCCCAUGAAGGCGCCGUUCAUGCGCAUCACGUACGAGGAGGUGCCGCUGCCGCCGCCGGCCGGGCCGCCGGCUCCCUGAACGUUGGGUCGUUCAACAUGAAAAAUAAACCAUUGCCACCACAACAAUUUAUUUGGUUUGUGCAGCAGGGCUGGGGAUCGAUUAACACUGCAAAAACUCAAAAUCUUACCAGGAAUAUUUGUCUUAUUUCUAGUUAAAAUGUCUCAUUUUUAGUCAAAAAAUAUCAUUACACUUAAAACAAGAGUUAUUACCAGAAAAAUAACUUAUUUGACAAUUUUCACCUGUUUCAAGUAAAUUUUCACUUGAAAUAAGUAGAAAAAUCUGCCAGUGGGACAAGAUUUAUCUUCUC